AUGGAGGAGUACAAAGAAUUGAACCAAGCAGACGAUGAAUCUGAGGAGCCACUCAGUCAUCCGCGUGCCAGAGAGUCGACAUGGUGCUCAUUCCCUCGCUGGGUUCUCUGGUUCACGGGAAAGAGCCCCUUCCUGGGCUCAUCCCGGACUGCAAGUGACCCUCCAGCCGAUGGCCAUAUCGAUACUUACGAUAACAUAGUUCCGACUGUCGAUGUCACUUUCAAGCCUCACCCGGAGUUCUCAAACUUGACCGACCCAGUAUCCACGAGACGGUGGCAUGACAUGCUUCAUCACGGUCACAUAUUCGUGGAUGAUGCGGCUCGAUACUCCAUGAAACCUGGCAUUCCAGUGUCAGAACACGGAGAGCGGCUCAUCGUGUCUGGAUUGCAUGGCCUUCAUUGCCUCCGGACACUGAGGAAUGAAAUGACCAUGCUCAUGCUUGGACACCCGCUGGAGACGGGUACAACGCACCACGCCCACAAUCAUCCUGGUCGUCCCGAUCAUUGUUUUGACUAUUUGCGUCAAUUAAUCAUGUGCGACCUGGAUCUCACAUAUGAAUCCGCUCGCGUGGACUUGGACGGUACGCGGAGAGUUGCUGAUGGCUGGGGGACAGUGCACCAAUGCAAAGACUGGUCAGCCAUCAACGAAUGGAUGUUGGAGAACCUAGAGUGGGAACUGUCUAUGGAUGAUUGGCAUGAGCCUGAUCACAAUAAGCCAGAAGGACAGGAUGAUUUAUAUGGUGACGUGUAUCCGCUUUACAGUCCUCUAUACAACAAGACCUGUCCAUCUAUGUAG
This is a messenger RNA of Talaromyces rugulosus, 795 nucleotides long. RefSeq lists its product as uncharacterized. Gene Ontology annotation, biological process: mycotoxin biosynthetic process. The record is from RefSeq and is a predicted model, not a curated record. Lineage: Eukaryota; Fungi; Ascomycota; Eurotiomycetes; Eurotiales; Trichocomaceae. The transcript has 4 exons. The coding region runs from base 1 to 795 and encodes 264 amino acids.